AUGGGUGUAGAAUUUGGCAAAAGCAAAAACGAGGCUACAGGGACUAUGGCCAAAGACUUGAAGUCUGUCUUAGAAGAAAUGUGCAAGGUGCUAUUUAAAACUGUAGAGCAGAUGAAACACAAGGCAGAGUGUGAGUGUAGGCACUCAAAGGCCCCUGAUUACAAACAGUCUGGAAAACUGGCCGAUAAGUGGAUUGAUUCUAACCAGAUUAAGAAAAUCAAACCAAAUGUAGAAGAGCUAGAACUGUCAAAAUGA
Messenger RNA from Serpula lacrymans var. lacrymans S7.9, 255 nucleotides. RefSeq lists its product as uncharacterized. The transcript is spliced from 2 exons. Bases 1 to 255 code for a protein of 84 amino acids. NCBI's taxonomy places the organism in Eukaryota, Fungi, Basidiomycota, Agaricomycetes, Boletales, Serpulaceae. The record is from RefSeq and is a predicted model, not a curated record.